AAAUGGACUCGACGAUGGCACAGGUGACGUUGUUGACCGCCACGAUAGCUGCACCCUUGGUGCACUGAGAACAGGCCGGUGCAAUGGCCAGACAGUCGUUGCCGCUGCAGGACGCGCACUGGGCGUUCAUGCUGGUCUUGCACGUGUUGAUGUAGUUGGAGCCGAGGAUAAGACCGGCAAGCAGACUCGGGUAACCCAGUGCCCACUGUGACGCCGUGCGCUUGACGAAGAUGCCGUUGUACGCAAAACCGGAGAGGUCCAGGUCGGCGAUGGCUGCUGGGCCGGUAGCUAGGAAGGUCAGCACGGCACUGUUGUUGGUCACCGUCUUCAUUGCCACCGGGUCCAGCGAGUUGAGGCCGUUCAUCCAGCGCAUCAUUUGCUCGCCAUGUUCCGUGAUGGUGGCGAUGAUAUCGGUCAUAUUUUGAGUGGAGGCGAAGGAGGCCUCAGCGACCGCCGCCAGCAGGUUGAACUCGCCACCCGUGGCAGCGAUAACACUGAAGUACCCGGUGUCGAAGCUCACAAUCUCGUCCGAGUCGGAACAGCCAUCACAACUCCUCUCGGCCAUGUACGUGUGGUACGUGUACGUCUUGUAGGUGACGAUGGAGGCGUCGUCCGACAGGGACACGUCCAGCUUGAUCUCUCGACGGCGGUACACGUACGGCCCCAUUUCCUGGACUUGCAGCUUUGCGUUGUUAGCGAGAUAUUCUUCGGCGUUGGUGGCGUUGAGCAUGUACACGGAGACGUAGUAGGGUGAGCAGUCGUCGCAGUCUCCGUACGGGUCCAAGUAACUCGCCUUGGACACUUCGUCGUCUGAACAGCGCACAACCUGGUCGUCCACGACCGAGUUGACGUACGCUGGCAUGGCAAUGCCAUACAAGAUGCCGAUAAUGGCGGUAAGAGUGCCCACGACCAUGAGCACAAUAGCCCAGACCUUCGGGCUGCAGCAUAGUCUUCGCUUUGGCUCGGUUUCUUCGAGCUUGGGGAACAAACUGGGCGAUCCUUUCUCAAACUGCUCGAAGG
Messenger RNA from Phytophthora nicotianae INRA-310, 1020 nucleotides. RefSeq lists its product as hypothetical. The transcript has a single exon. Lineage: Eukaryota; Oomycota; Peronosporomycetes; Peronosporales; Peronosporaceae. Bases 386 to 754 code for a protein of 122 amino acids. The record is from RefSeq and is a predicted model, not a curated record.